This is a messenger RNA of Drosophila serrata, 4321 nucleotides long. It is a transcript of the gene PMCA, whose product is annotated as plasma membrane calcium-transporting ATPase 3. NCBI's taxonomy places the organism in Eukaryota, Metazoa, Arthropoda, Insecta, Diptera, Drosophilidae. Gene Ontology annotation, molecular function: ATP binding; P-type calcium transporter activity; ATP hydrolysis activity. The record is from RefSeq and is a predicted model, not a curated record. Gene Ontology annotation, cellular component: plasma membrane; intracellular membrane-bounded organelle. Gene Ontology annotation, biological process: calcium ion transmembrane transport; regulation of cytosolic calcium ion concentration.
AACAAGAACAAGGCGUCGAAGAGAUUGGCACAGCACGAAUUUAGCUUAAAAAUAUAGUUUUCGCCUUGAUUUGCGCGGCGUCUUUAUCUUGUUGUCGUCGUGUAAUAAUUAAUAGCUAAUUAUUGUAUUAGCCAAUUAUAACCAAUGGCCACCAUAGAUGGAAGACCAGCGCAAUAUGGUAUUUCCCUUAAGCAAUUGCGCGAGCUCAUGGAGCAUCGGGGAAGAGAAGGUGUAGCGAAGAUUGCAGAAUUUGGUGGUAUUCACGAACUAUGUAAAAAGCUAUACACAUCACCGAAUGAAGGUCUAAGUGGCUCGAAGGCUGACGAAGAGCACAGGCGGGAGACAUUUGGUUCAAAUAUAAUACCACCAAAGCCACCAAAAACCUUUUUGACACUAGUUUGGGAAGCCCUACAGGAUGUAACCCUUAUUAUUUUAGAGGUUGCUGCCUUAGUAUCACUUGGCUUAUCAUUUUAUAAGCCAGCCGAUGAAGAUGCGCCUUUACUGCAAGAAGAGGAGGAGCACCAUGGUUGGAUUGAAGGCUUGGCCAUCCUCAUCUCUGUUAUCGUCGUUGUGAUUGUAACAGCCUUUAACGAUUACUCAAAGGAAAGGCAAUUCCGUGGUCUUCAAAGUCGCAUCGAAGGCGAGCACAAGUUCUCCGUUAUCAGAGGAGGCGAUGUCUGUCAGAUUUCUGUCGGGGAUAUCCUCGUUGGUGACAUAGCGCAGAUAAAAUAUGGAGACCUAUUGCCGGCCGACGGUUGCCUUAUUCAAAGCAAUGACUUAAAGGUUGACGAAUCAUCCCUAACUGGCGAAUCGGAUCAUGUCAAAAAGGGAACUGACGUUGACCCCAUGGUCCUUUCGGGCACACAUGUCAUGGAAGGCAGCGGCAAAAUGAUCGUCACAGCCGUUGGUGUUAACUCUCAGGCUGGAAUUAUAUUUACGCUUCUUGGCGCCGCAGUUGAUGAACAGGAAGCGGAAAUUAAAAAGAUGAAGAAAGAAGCUAAAAAGGCCAGCAAGCAAAAGAGUCUGACAGGUGAGACCGGAAAAGGUACCCAAGCUCCUCCCCAAACUCAACAUCAAGCUGUUCAUAGCGAAGGAACCAAGUCAUCAGAAUCGGAGGGUAAUCAUGUCCCCCAAUCAUCAUCCUCCGCCACAGCAGCUGCUCCCGAAACUGGGCAUAAAAAGGAGAAAUCGGUGCUGCAAGCAAAGCUAACAAAAUUGGCCAUCCAAAUCGGUUAUGCUGGAUCAACAAUUGCUGUACUUACAGUCAUUAUACUGAUCAUUCAGUUUUGUUUCAAGACCUUUGUAAUUGAUGAAAAGCCGUGGAAGAAUACGUACGCUAAUAAUCUGGUGAAACAUUUGAUAAUUGGUGUUACUGUCUUGGUUGUGGCUGUUCCAGAGGGGUUGCCUCUGGCAGUGACGCUUUCACUGGCUUACUCUGUCAAGAAAAUGAUGAAAGAUAAUAACUUGGUUCGUCAUCUGGAUGCCUGUGAAACGAUGGGCAAUGCCACUGCCAUAUGUUCGGAUAAAACUGGAACUUUGACCACAAAUCGAAUGACUGUGGUUCAAUCGUACAUUUGUGAGAAACUGUGCAAAGUAUUGCCAACUUUAACCGAUAUACCGCAGCAUGUGGGAAAUUUGAUAACAAUGGGAAUAUCUGUGAACUCAGCCUACACUUCCAAUAUUAUGGCUGGCAAAAAUCCCGGUGACUUGCCUAUUCAAGUUGGCAACAAAACGGAAUGCUCUCUCUUGGGCUUUGUUCAGGCACUGGGCGUAAAGUAUCAAUCGAUUCGGGAUGAAAUUCCGGAGGAUAAGUUCACCCGCGUUUAUACUUUCAAUUCGGUUCGGAAAAGCAUGGGUACGGUUAUCCCACGACCCAACGGCGGAUAUCGGUUAUAUACCAAAGGAGCUUCUGAGAUUAUUAUGAAAAAAUGCUCUUUUAUCUACGGUCAUGAGGGUACCCUUGAGAAGUUCACUCGUGAUAUGCAAGAGCGCUUGAUACGAGAAGUGAUCGAACCUAUGGCUUGUGAUGGCCUGCGCACCAUUUCGGUAGCCUACCGUGACUUUGUACCCGGCAAAGCCGCAGUAAACGAAGUUCACAUCGAUGGAGAACCCAAUUGGGACGAUGAGGAAAACAUAAUGACAAACCUGACCUGCCUCUGUGUGGUUGGCAUAGAAGAUCCCGUACGUCCCGAGGUCCCCGAUGCCAUCAGAAAGUGCCAAAGAGCCGGCAUUACGGUGCGAAUGGUGACUGGCGAUAAUAUAAAUACGGCACGCUCGAUAGCCAGUAAAUGUGGUAUUUUGCGUCCAAACGAUGAUUUCCUAAUACUCGAAGGCAAGGAAUUCAAUCGCCGGAUAAGAGAUAGCAAUGGAGAUAUUCAACAGCAUUUAAUUGACAAGGUCUGGCCCAAAUUACGCGUUUUGGCACGUUCAUCACCCACGGACAAGUAUACUUUAGUGAAAGGAAUCAUUGACAGCACAGUUAGUGAAAACCGUGAAGUUGUGGCGGUAACUGGCGAUGGUACAAACGAUGGGCCUGCAUUAAAAAAGGCCGAUGUCGGCUUUGCAAUGGGCAUAGCCGGCACCGAUGUGGCCAAAGAAGCCUCUGAUAUCAUUUUGACUGAUGAUAACUUCAGCAGCAUUGUCAAGGCUGUUAUGUGGGGUCGUAACGUCUACGAUUCGAUUGCCAAAUUUCUGCAGUUUCAGUUGACGGUGAAUGUGGUUGCUGUUAUUGUUGCAUUUAUUGGUGCGUGCGCUGUGCAGGAUUCACCACUUAAGGCGGUGCAAAUGUUGUGGGUUAAUCUUAUCAUGGAUACGUUGGCCUCUUUGGCCCUGGCCACCGAACUACCAACACCAGAUUUAUUGUUACGAAAGCCUUAUGGUCGCACAAAGCCGUUGAUUUCACGCACAAUGAUGAAGAAUAUAUUGGGUCAAGCUUUGUAUCAAUUGGUCAUAAUAUUUGGCUUGCUUUUUGUGGGCGACGUAAUACUCGAUAUCGAAUCGGGUCGUGGACAAGAACUCAAUGCUGGCCCAACACAACACUUUACCAUUAUCUUUAACACUUUUGUCAUGAUGACUUUGUUCAAUGAGAUAAAUGCCCGAAAAAUUCAUGGUCAGCGUAAUGUUAUCGAAGGACUCUUUACCAAUCCAAUAUUCUAUACCAUUUGGAUAUUUACAAUGAUAUCACAGGUGUUUAUUAUACAAUACGGAAAAAUGGCUUUCUCAACCAAGGCCUUGUCGCUGGACCAAUGGCUCUGGUGUAUAUUCUUUGGCAUUGGCACCCUUGUUUGGGGCCAACUUAUAACCUCAGUGCCUACGCGAAAAUUACCUAAAAUAUUAUCAUGGGGGCGUGGACAUCCCGAGGAAUAUACAGAUGCUAUGAAUUUGGGUGAGGAGCGUUUCGAUUCAAUUGAUUCGGAUAAGAAGCCGAGAGCUGGACAGAUUUUAUGGAUUCGUGGCUUAACUCGGUUGCAAACUCAAAUUUCAGUACCGGUAAUAGGCGGCGAAUUGCAAGAACGCUUGAUACCGGUCCCCUAUAGCAAGAGCAACACUGAUCAAGCUAUUCGUGUGGUGAACGCUUUUCGUCAAGGCCUAGAUUCACGUUAUGGUGAUCAUACGAACAAUACGUCGCUGGCUGAGGUACUGCGCAAGCAGACAUCGCUGAGCAAGCGAUUGUCGGAAACGUCUUCCAUUGAAUAUGCAGAUAAUAUACCCGAUGAGCUGACCAUACCCGAAAUCGAUGUCGAACGCUUAUCAUCGCACAGUCACACUGAAACGGCAGUUUAAUAUAAAGCAAUGAGAUUUAUCGCACGGACAGGUCACACUGAAAUCGGUUUUAAAGAUCGGCAAGGUAACACUGAAGCCGCCGUUUCAAAGAUUCACCCGCACUCAAACAUAAAUACAAAACCUACACAUAAUUUUUUCUGAUGAAAAAAAUAUGGACCUUUUCACAUUAUGGCAAAAAGUGUAUACAUUUAGGAAUCACUUGAAAAGCGGUUUAAAAAGUCCUUACAAAAUGUAUUCGCACGUUUUUAAAUAAUUUUGAAAGUAUUUUCUCAUUUCUGUGUGACAACUCUGUGUAUAUCUAUGUUAUAUAUUAAAUCUGUUUUUAUGAUACAAAAAAUCAAAUCCUGCUUUAAAUAUGUUUAAAAAAGUUGCUUAUCAUAAAGAAGGUAAAUUACAAGAUACUUGACAUCUGAUACUUGGACAACUAUAUUCCUAAUUGGAUUUCUAAAAAAUUUAUAAUAAAACGAGAAUUAAAUUUUUACAAAAUAAGAAAGAUUAGAAAUGAUUGUGCCCAAAAUAAAAUUCAAGUUUAUUAAAU